AUGCGUAGAACUGACUCAGAAGUGGACAAUUUCCUCAUACCAUCUGUACUCAAAGCUUGCUGCCUAAUUUCUUCGAUCUUACUAGGAAAAGAGAUACACGGUUUUGUGGUGAAAAAUGGAUGGGAUACGGACGCUUUUGUUUGUAAUGCCUUAAUCCAGAUGUACAGUGAGUGUGGAAGCCUGAAACUUGCACGCCUGUUGUUUGAUAAAAUGGUGAAUAGAGAUGUUGUUUCUUGGAGUACAGUGAUUAGGAGCUAUAGUCGAAGUGGGCUGUAUGACGAAGCAUUGAGUCUUCUAAGAGAAAUGCAUGCUAGGGGAAUUAAACCUAGUGAGGCUGCAAUGAUAAACAUGACUGAUGUCUUCGCAGAAUGUGCAGAUUUAAAAUUGGGUAAAGCCAUGCAUGCUUAUGUGGUGAGGAAUCAGAACUAUGAGAAAUCUGGAGUUCCUCUAACAACUGCUUUAAUAGACAUGUAUGCUAAAUGUAAUACUAUAACUUAUGCAAAAAGGCUCUUUGACAGGUUGUCUGAGGCCGGCAUAGUUUCGUGGACUGCUAUAAUUGCAGGAUGCAUUCAUUGCGAUCAUUUAAAUGAAGCUGUCAGACUAUUUACCAAUAUGCUAAAAGAGGGUCUGUUUCCAAAUGAGAUUACAAUGCUGAGUUUUUACAAAGAAUGCGGAUUCAUAGGAGCUCUAGGACUUGGCAAGUGGUUGCAUGCAUUCACUCUAAGAAACGGGUUUAACAUUUCCUUGGUUCUGGCUACUGGUCUGAUUGAUAUGUACGGCAAAUGUGGCGAUUUCAGAAGCGCAAGAUCUGUUUUUGAUAGCAUUGCUGACAAAGAUUUAACAAUGUGGACAGCUUUGAUUUCAGCUUAUGCACAAACCAAUUGUAUAGACCAAGCUUUUGACGCCUUUGUCCAGAUGACUAGUUGUGGAAUAAGACCAAAUGAAGUGACCAUGUCUAAUCUCCUUUUGCUAUGUGCAAAAGCUGGAGCCCUUGAAAUGGGCAAGUGGGUUCAUGCUUAUAUGGACAAGCAAGAAAUUAAAGUAGAUAGGAUUCUAGAAACUUCUUUGGUGGACAUGUAUGCUAAGUGUGGAGACGUAGAUGCAGCUUAUCAGCUGUUUACUAAAACCACUGACAGGGACAUGCCAAUGUGGAACACCAUGAUAUCAGGUUUCGCGAUGCACGGUCAUGGAAAGGAAGCAUUAGAACUCUUGACAGAAAUGGAAAGACUAGGAGUCAUCCCCAGUGACACCACAUUUGUUGGAGUUCUUCAUGCGUGUAGCCAUGCUGGACUAGUAAUGGAAGGGAAGAAACUCUUUCAGAAAAUGGUCCAUGAAUACAAUUUAGUUCCAAAGGUCCAGCACUAUGGCUGUAUGGUAGACCUUCUUGGUCGAGCUGGAUUACUUGAUGAGGCUAAGGAACUAAUUAACAGCAUGCCCAUGAGGCCAAACAUGGUUGUGUUAGGAUCUCUACUUGCUGCAUGUAAAGUCCACAAAAAUCUCAAAAUUGGGGAAUGGGCUGCAAAACAGUUUCUGUCAUUAGAACCUGAUAAGUGUGGUUAUAAUGUUCUGAUGUCGAACAUAUACGCUGCAGAAAAAAGAUGGGAUGAUGUUGCUGGUAUAAGGAGAGCUAUGAAGGACGUGGGCCUUAGGAAAGAACCAGGUACCACAUCCAUUGAAGUGAAUGGCUCAGUUCAUGACUUUGUAAUGGGAGAUAAGGCACACCCGGAAGCUGAGAAAAUUUAUGAAAUGAUAGCUGAGAUGAGAGAAAAGCUAGAAAAUGCUGGAUACACACCAGAUACGUCUUCUGUGCUGCAGGACAUAGAUGGGGAAGAGAAAGAAACGGCUUUAAAUUAUCAUAGUGAAAAGUUGGCUAUGGCAUUUGGUCUUAUAAGCACAGCUCCCCGCACUCCAAUACGAAUAGUGAAGAACCUUCGAAUCUGUAAUGAUUGUCAUACCGCAACGAAGUUGUUGUCCAAGAUUUAUGGGAGGGUGAUAGUCGUAAGGGAUCGAAAUCGUUUCCAUCACUUCAAAGAAGGAUCUUGUUCUUGUAUGGAUUAUUGGUAG
Neltuma alba is the source of this 2064-nucleotide messenger RNA. Its product is annotated as pentatricopeptide repeat-containing protein At4g21065-like. Gene Ontology annotation, molecular function: zinc ion binding; RNA binding; protein binding. The transcript has a single exon. The coding region runs from base 1 to 2064 and encodes 687 amino acids. The record is from RefSeq and is a predicted model, not a curated record. Gene Ontology annotation, biological process: RNA modification. NCBI's taxonomy places the organism in Eukaryota, Viridiplantae, Streptophyta, Magnoliopsida, Fabales, Fabaceae.